Messenger RNA from Gilbertella persicaria, 225 nucleotides. RefSeq names its product protein translocase SEC61 complex gamma subunit. The record is from RefSeq and is a predicted model, not a curated record. Gene Ontology annotation, cellular component: Ssh1 translocon complex; membrane. Gene Ontology annotation, biological process: post-translational protein targeting to membrane, translocation; protein targeting. The transcript has 3 exons. Lineage: Eukaryota; Fungi; Mucoromycota; Mucoromycetes; Mucorales; Choanephoraceae. Gene Ontology annotation, molecular function: transmembrane protein transporter activity. Bases 1 to 225 code for a protein of 74 amino acids.
AUGAGCUCUGACCUUAAAGAAACCGCACAGCAAGUUGUUGAUGGACCCAAGCAAUUCUUCAAAGAAGGUGUUCAAUUUAUUAACCGUUGUAAGAAGCCUGAUCAACAAGAAUUCCUCAAGAUUACUCAAGCUGUAGCUAUGGGUUUUGCUGCUCUUGGUGCUCUUGGUUACUUUGUUAAGCUUAUUCAUAUUCCUAUUAACAAUAUUCUUGUUGGUGCUGCCUAA